AUGCUGUUCCUGCGGCCCCGAUACUGUUCCCGCGGCCCCGAUGCUGUUCCCGCGGCCCCGAUGCUGUUCCUGCUUGCCCCGCCCGUGCUGUCUGAUGACCCACGUCCGUGUCCCCUCCUGGGAGCACUUCUUCCUCUUGGUGGUGCAGGAUGGCACCUGCUGGAUUUGCCCCGAGGCGUGCGGACCUGGGGUCCCCCUGCUGUCCGGCUGGGGGCCCCGCAGCAGGCGUUACCGCAUGCCUGUGCCGCAGGACGUGAAGGUGGGCAGCUGGGACCCCAGCCGCGCUCCAGCUGUGCUGGGUUGCGUAACACACGGGGCUGUUCCUUGGCUGUAAAACGGAUCGUGGCGGGUUGCGAUGACCUGGCCGCGUUCCCGCUCCCAGUAACGGGACCCCGGCUGUGUGUGUCCCUGUUGUCCCGUGGGCCCUGCAGCUGGGCGGGCUGUCGAAGCCAGAGUCUCUUCUGUGCUUUCUGGGGCCUCCCCCAUUAA
Molecule: messenger RNA, 489 nt
Organism: Rangifer tarandus platyrhynchus (Svalbard reindeer)
Lineage: Eukaryota; Metazoa; Chordata; Mammalia; Artiodactyla; Cervidae
Source: the annotation of a GenBank genome assembly